This is a messenger RNA of Salvelinus namaycush (lake trout), 960 nucleotides long. RefSeq names its product vascular cell adhesion protein 1-like. The record is from RefSeq and is a predicted model, not a curated record. Bases 1 to 960 code for a protein of 319 amino acids. NCBI's taxonomy places the organism in Eukaryota, Metazoa, Chordata, Actinopteri, Salmoniformes, Salmonidae. The transcript is spliced from 4 exons.
AUGUCCUGGAAGGCCUGCACCACAGUCUUCUUCAAUGUAACCACCAGUUACAAUAACAGCUACUUCUUCAGAAUUGAGAGUAAACCAUACAGCGCAACAGACCCUGACAAGUCUGUUCUUAUAGUUGUCAGAGAUUUGCCUCUCAGACCCGAGAUUACUGUCUCAUGUGAGAUGAAGGAAGAGAGGCCUGUCAGUUUGAACUGCUCUGCUGCAGCUCCCUGUCCCCAACACUCUCCUAAACUGACAUGGACGCUCCCAACCCUGUUUACACCUGAGAACCAACUCCAAGAGAAUUCAGAUCAAACCAAAUCUGUUCUCUCCACGGUGACAUUCACUCCUUCACACCUUCAUCAUGAGAAGAACAUCACUUGUACUGCAGUCUACCCAGUAGGAACAAGCAACAAGACAGCUGAACAUACCAUGACGCUUAACGUUUUAUUCUCUCCAAAAAACACCUCAGCCUCCCUCAGUCCAGCUUAUCCAGUAUCAGUGGGCAGUUGUGUGAAUCUGACCUGCAGCAGCACAGCCAACCCUCCUGUGACAAACUUCACCUGGUUCCAGAUUUGUGGGGGUAAACCAACACGGGUAGCAUCUGGACAGACUUACACCCUCAAUGUGACUGUUGGUGAUGGAGGGAUGUACUACUGUGAAGCAAGAAAUGAUCACGGCAUUGAGAAGUCAAUGAAAAACUCCACAGUUGGGAUGAUGUAUACUAAUCAGGCCAUGACCAGAGAGGAACCAGAGGAACCAGCAGAAGACCAGCCUGAGGAGAUCCACUACGGUGAGAUAGACUUCUCCAAACUUCGGCCCAAAGAGACCCCAGCUGCAGCCCUGGACAGGGAACAGGGGCAGGAGAGUGAAUACGCUGAAGUCAGUGUGACCGGGAGAGGGGCCCAGGAACCUCCAGUUAACAACCUAGAUGGGGUUUAUGCACAAGUGAAUAAGAAAAGUGCAUUUUAA